Aspergillus vadensis CBS 113365 is the source of this 2073-nucleotide messenger RNA. Its product is annotated as MDR/SDR family oxidoreductase. Gene Ontology annotation, biological process: fatty acid biosynthetic process; secondary metabolite biosynthetic process. The record is from RefSeq and is a predicted model, not a curated record. Bases 1 to 2073 code for a protein of 690 amino acids. NCBI's taxonomy places the organism in Eukaryota, Fungi, Ascomycota, Eurotiomycetes, Eurotiales, Aspergillaceae. The transcript has 4 exons. Gene Ontology annotation, molecular function: oxidoreductase activity; phosphopantetheine binding; fatty acid synthase activity.
AUGAUCCAGAAUAUUCUGCAGCCACCCCUACAGGAACUGGACACAGAGUAUAUCGUGCAAGACGGAAGGUUCCUAAAUCCGCGGGUCUUCGACUGCGCGCCCCUUGAACAGGAAGUUUCAAUGCAAACUGUAGGCGAACUUGAGUGCGAGCAACGAUUCGGACAAGCUGAAUUGCACUUGGACUCCGCACACUCAAGCAUUUCCGAAGGCUUUCGAUUCAUAGAGGCUGAGCCAAUCGACUGCUUGGGUGACAUGGAUGUUGAGCUUGAGAUUCACGCGACCGGAUUGAACUUCCGCGACGUCCUCACAUCAUUAGGCCAGAUACCCAACGCAGUGGCUUGGAAGGAAUGUGCUGGUGUGGUCACCAAGGUUGGGAGCAAGUGCUCGAAGUUCAAGCCAGGCGAUCGGAUCGCCGGGAUUGCGCCUGCGUCUUUCCAGGCCCGAACCAGAUUCCGAGAGGACACACCCACGCCAAUUGUUCACAUCCCAUCUGGGAUGUCUUUGGCCGCAGCCUCGGGAAUCGCAACAAACUUUUUGACAGCUUGGUACUCACUCACAGAUGUGGCUCGCAUUCAAACUGGAGAGUCAGUAUUGAUUCACUCUGGGGCUGGUGGUACAGGACAAGCUCUCAUUCAACUGGCAGUACACUGUGGGGCAGAAGUAUAUACCACUGCGCCGUACGGCCGGUUCGUUAAACUAGGACUGAAAGAUAUCUUGGAAAAUGCUAAACUACCAAUGGCACAAUUCCGAAACAACGUCACCUAUAGGUUUUUUGACUUGUCAUUGGUGCUGCGGGAUCGCCAAUUGCACGUCCGCGCUGCACUAGAGGCCGUAAUGCGCCUAAUGGGUGAGGGAAAACUUCAUCCCCAGGAACCAACGCUUGUAUACGGUGUUAGUGAACUGGAAAAGGCGUAUCGACAUAUGCAGUCCGGGAAAAACCUUGGUAAGAUAGUGAUCGAAAUGCGCCACACCGAUAUCGUCAAGACCGUGAUAAAGUCAAGACCAAACUCCUCCUUCGCGUCUAAUGCCACCUAUCUGAUUGCUGGUGGUUUGGGCGGCCUAGGCCAAAGCAAAGACGCCAAUUCUCGAAAAUAUCUUGAUCAGAUGAAAGGAGAGGGGGUUAACGUUCAAGUAUAUGCGUGCGACGUUGCGGAGGAGGGCGAAUUAAGCACAGCGCUGACCGACGCGGCGCGUCACAUGCCUCCCAUCAGAGGUUGUGUGGCUAAUGCAUUCAAUCAGGAUGUUGGGUUCGAGAGUAUGAGCCACGAUGACUGGCAAGCGGCCGUCAGGCCCAAAGCACAAGGGUCCUGGAACCUCCACAAGCUUCUCCCGCAUGGGCUUGACUUUUUCCUCAUGCUCGCCUCGAUGAAUGGGGUAGUUGGGCAUAUAGGCCAGGCAAACUAUGCCGCCGGGAACACAUUCCAGGAUGCGCUGGCCCAUCACCGCAAAAGAUGUGGAGAGAACGCCGCAACGCUUGACCUUGGGCUAUUCACUUUCGCUGGACGAGUCGCCCGUGACCCAAAACUCCUUAAAAUCAUGCUAAGCAUCCUUCCACACAAGCCUAUCACCGAGACUGAAUUCCACGCGCUUCUUGACGUAUACUGCAACCCAGUUGUCUGCAAAGAGAAGGGGCUACCUUGCCAAGUAUCGUUCGGAAUGCGUCCACAAGAUGAAGGUACAGCACUCAAGGCCUACUGGGUUGGAAAGCCCAUGUUUCGGUAUGUAGCUCAGCAGCGGCUAUCGGAAGGGCAGCGUGAGCGCCAGGGCCAGUCCAUUGAUCUUCCAGCUGCAUUCCGAGGGGCCGAAUCAUUGGCUGACGCAACCGCCGCGGUUAUAAAGGCCUUGACCACCAAGCUUGCACGGACGUUGUCCGUGGAAGAGGACAAUCUAAAUGAGCAUAAGGCUUUGCAUCAGUAUGGGGUUGACUCUUUGGUGGCCGUGGAACUACGGACUUGGUUCGCCAAGGAGCUCCAGGCAGAGGUUGCUACGUUUGAUAUUAUCGGUCGCGCGACUAUUACUUCCCUAGCCGGGGUUGCUGCGAGUCGGAGUAAGCUGCCUCGGGGUUGGUCCUGA